Molecule: messenger RNA, 1490 nt
Organism: Eutrema salsugineum
Lineage: Eukaryota; Viridiplantae; Streptophyta; Magnoliopsida; Brassicales; Brassicaceae
Product: formamidase
Exons: 7
Coding region: 80-1438 (452 amino acids)
Molecular function (GO): hydrolase activity, acting on carbon-nitrogen (but not peptide) bonds, in linear amides
Source: RefSeq, a predicted model, not a curated record
AAGAAACCAAGCAUAUAUAAAUAUAGAGCGUGUGAGUAGAGAGAGAAUAAAUACCACUGUACUUACUGAGUUCGGUUUGAUGGCUCCAGCAAGUCCACGUGUGGUGGUGAAGGUGGAUUUGAAGAAGAAGCCAUGGCAGCAGAAUCAGCCUCUGCAUAAUAGAUGGCAUCCUGAGAUCCAACCAGUUGCAGAGGUCAAGGUUGGUGAGUUGUUUAGGGUGGAAAUGGUUGACUGGACCGGAGGUGCAGUCAAAGACGAUGGUUCUGCUGAUGAUAUUAAGAGCAUAGACCUCUCUACUGUUCAUUACCUGAGUGGGCCGAUCAAAGUUGUGGAUGAGGAUGGUGUUGCAGCCAAGCCAGGUGAUCUUCUUGUUGUUGAGAUAUGCAAUUUGGGUCCUCUUCCAGGAGAUGAAUGGGGAUUCACUGGUUCAUUUGAUAGAGAGAAUGGUGGCGGUUUCUUGACUGACCAUUUCCCUUGUGCGACCAAAGCUAUUUGGUACUUUGAAGGCAUUUAUGCUUACUCUCCUCAAAUUCCAGGAGUACGGUUUCCGGGUUUGACACACCCAGGAAUAAUUGGCACAGCUCCAACAAAAGAACUCCUGAGAAUAUGGAAUGAAAGGGAAAGACAAUUAGAGGAAAGUGGUGUCAAGUCCUUAACACUAUGUGAGGUUGUGCAUCAGCGGCCACUGGCAAACUUACCAACAAGUAAAGGAUGCCUUCUAGGGAAUAUUGAAGAGGGAACAGUGGAAUGGGAAAGGGUUGCGAAGGAGGCUGCGAGGACAAUCCCAGGAAGAGAAAACGGAGGAAACUGUGACAUAAAGAACCUAAGCAGAGGCUCUAAAAUAUACCUUCCAGUGUUUGUAGAAGGGGCAAAUUUAAGCACUGGUGAUAUGCAUUUCUCGCAAGGUGAUGGUGAGAUCUCCUUCUGCGGUGCCAUCGAGAUGAGUGGAUUUCUAGAACUCAAGUGUGAAAUCAUAAGAAACGGGAUGCAAGAGUACCUUACACCAAUGGGACCAACCCCUCUCCAUGUAAACCCGAUCUUUGAGAUAGGUCCAGUGGAACCGAGAUUCUCAGAGUGGCUGGUCUUUGAGGGUAUCAGUGUCGAUGAGAGUGGGAGACAACACUACUUAGACGCAACAGUUGCUUACAAACGAGCAGUUCUCAACGCCAUAGACUAUCUCUUCAAAUUCGGCUACUCAAAAGAACAGGUAUACCUCUUACUCUCAUGUUUCCCAUGCGAAGGGAGAAUAUCUGGGAUAGUCGAUUCUCCAAAUGCAGUUGCUACACUUGCAAUACCCACUGCCAUCUUUGAUCAGGAUAUUCGGCCAAAGACUCGAAAUGUUCCGGUAGGACCUCGAAUACUGAGGAAACCAGACGUUCUGAAGAGCACAUAUGAUGGAAAACUUGCAAUCACAAAGAAUCCAAAUUCUUCCUCUUAGCUUCUACAACAAAAAAAAAAAGAUCUAAAAGCUAAUACCAAGACUGUAAAAA